Molecule: messenger RNA, 6187 nt
Organism: Myripristis murdjan (pinecone soldierfish)
Lineage: Eukaryota; Metazoa; Chordata; Actinopteri; Holocentriformes; Holocentridae
Gene: lrmp
Product: lymphoid-restricted membrane protein
Exons: 39
Coding region: 523-5193 (1556 amino acids)
Cellular component (GO): endoplasmic reticulum membrane
Source: RefSeq, a predicted model, not a curated record
UAGCGUGAGCUGGGAAAGUGGAUUCUGCUGAGCAGGCGGCACAGCAGCUCCUGCUGCACCAGGAGGAGGAAGAGGAGGACGACAAAGAGUGAGCGCUGAUAGUAUCCUAGUAGCAAAACAAUGGCAACAACAUGGAAACCAUUUCGCACGGAAGGAACUUGAGUGCUCAAUCUGCGGCCUUACAGAACAUUGAUCCGCCACAGGAUCACUGAGGGACAACAAGUCGACCUCGAUCGAUCCAAACACCCAUUCGGGAUUUCAUUUGGAUUUGUUUUUCUUUUAUUUCCUUUCACACUAAGAAUACCGUUAAAUAACUGUAACUCUGAGGGCCUUUUGGAUUUGGACUUUGCAACAUGAGGCCCAGAAACUGAGUGGGAAUAGCCUAAAUGUGGAGUAACAGGGGGGAUUUUUGAGUGUCGGGACACCAAGGAAACAUCAAGAUGCUGCAGCUGGAGCAGGGACUGAGGACUUCAGUCUCUCCUCUAGCCAGGAAGCCUGCUCUCCAGCCCGGCCACCAGCAGCAUGGACUACUGCACCCCCCAGUCAACACGUCGCCACAACCCCGUGGAUAGUAUCUGCCGCAAACUGCAGACCAUCCAGUGGCGCGGUGACCGAGAGCCCAACUCGCCCUUCCAGAUCCCCAAGCUCUCAUCCAGCAACUACGACAGCCCCCAGUGCGACCUGAGGCACAACCUGGAAGACAUCCUGAAGAAACGGGCCGUCCACGGAGAAAAGGGGGACAGGGAGAGGGAGCAGGGCCGAGGGAAGGGGAUGCUGGCCUCCACGGCUUCCUCAAGAAACAGCCUGGGUCCCUCCGUCCCUCCGUCCACGCCUUCCUGCCCCUUCACUCCGGCGUCCAACCCCACCAAUGUCACGUACACCAUCACCAGCACCCUGGGGGAGAGGAGAGGUGCUGGUUGUGGCAGCAGCAGUGGCCCAGGACAGGCAAAGACAUGGCAGAAGUACUGCUCGACCCCAUCCAGCCAAGCUAAAGACUCUCCUUACUUUACGUUCACGCAGAAAGCGCCAUGCACACAGCCUGAAAGCGAGAGGCAAAGCACGAGUCCGCCGCUGCGUCGCUCAGACUCCCAGGGCCACAGCAUGCUCUCCUACAACCUCAACUUCUGCUCGGCCGACUUGGAGAACACAAUGGAGUGUGAGCUGCCCUACCCGGCUCUGGUUGUCAAAAGGCUGUCCAUGGGAGAUGGAGGAUCCACAUUGGCUUCUGACUCCAGGAGGGAGAAUAUGGCAGAAGUGAGUUUGAUCUGUGAGGAGGAUCUACUCGACACCAUCUUCCACGCCUGCGACACCCAGCGCAGAGGUAAGGUGUACGUUUCUCGCAUUGUGGACUACCUGCGCCACACCACCAGCCGCAGCUCCGAGGACAGCGGGCUGGAGGAGCUGUGCAACAUGUUGGACCCAGAGCACAAAGACGUCUCCAUCGACCUGGACACGUACCAUGCCAUCAUGAAGGAGUGGAUCGACGACUGCCGCAACAACGGUGAAGAGCCAGUGGACGAGCCAACUCAGGACCCAGUUAAACUCCGAGACAGCCUGUCCGCUAAAAGAUCCAUGCUGCUCAACAUGACCUCAGGAAGUCUGGAAGCCUUUGGAGGAGAGGCGUCCAGAGCGGAGUUCGAGACGUCAGAGCUGGUGUACUGCGUGGCCGACCUCCAGAUGAGCAACCAGAAGCUGCAGGAGGAGGUGAGGAAGCUGAAGCAGGUGGUGGAGGGCAUGGAGGAGAGCAACCAGAAGCUGGCUGAGGAGAACGAGGAGCUCCGCAACCAGGCCAGGGUAAACCAGCAGCUGGUGCAGAAGGAGAAGCUGCUGAAGGAGGAGGUGGAGGAGAUGAAGGCGACUCUGAGCUACACGGAGGAGGGCAGGACUCGUGCCUCGGCGCACAGCAAACACAUGGAAAGAGAGAACCAGAGUCUCAUUGCCAAGAUUGCUUCUCUUCAGGAAGAGAACUUCAAAAUCACCAUGGAGACGGAGGAGCUUCAGAGGAGGAUGGUGGAGCUGUGUGACAUGAACACUGACCUUCAGGUUCAGAUCCACUCCUUUGAUGCUGUCUUGAAUGAAAAGGAAGCCGUCAUACGAGAGAAGAGCAAACAGAUCACAGAGCUGAAGAAAGCAGUGGAGGAAUACUCCUCCAUCACAGAGCUCCUGAGAUCAGACAAGAGCAAACUGGAGAACCAGAUGCAGAUGAUGCACCCAGAAGUUACUGGGACCGGUCUGUCCCUGUCGGUGGCCUACAGACUGAACCAGACCAGCUCAGGAUCCCUGCAGACAGAACUGGCUCUGGCACAGUCGCCAAUGGAGACGCUCCACACCGUUGAUCAUUUGUCCUCCACGAUGACCUUCGCCUCCCCACUGGAUGAGACUCUGGACAGGGAGGUGCUGCUGCUGCUGCAGGGACCGAGCCCCGAACACAUGGCUCUGGAGUUCAGGAGCCUCCUCAGCAAACUGAAAAGAGAUUUCAGAGAGGAAACGGUCUCUGUCUUGUCAUCAGUCAGAAGUUUGCUAGACAACGACGGGCAGCCAGAGGGCAGUGCUGACUCCAGCCUUCAGACGGUGCAGGCCGAGCUGGACGCGAGGAGGGCGGACUGGGCCGUCAGCCUGGACCAGCUGGCCCAGUACGCGGACUCGCUGGAGAAAGAGCUGAUCAAGAUGGCCAGCAACAUGAGGAGGUCCCGCACUGAGAUCCUGCACCUUUCAGUCAGGGUGCAGGAGCAGGAGAACCAGAAGCGGCAGCUGUGCGAGGAGCUGGAGCAGCUGAGGACUCCUCAGGACAGCAGAGAGGCCUCCUGCCAGACGCCUGAGCCGGAGCAAGAGCCCGGAGAAGACUUGGACUGGGACGAGGAGUUUGCCCUCCAGGACUUCCUGAAGAGUGAGAUAGCGGAGAGGAAUUACCGAGUGCAGGACGGGCGAACGGACACCCGGCACGAGGAGAAGACGGACGGGCUAACAGAGCGAGGAGACGAGGAGGAAGGGGAAGAGAGGUGGACGGUGGUGGACACUGGUGGAGAGGGAGAAGUGCGGGACACGUCCACUCCUCUUUCUGUCCUCUCUGCGGAGGCCCAGGCGAGGCAGAAUGCAGUAGGACAGGGCCAAGAUUCUGCAGCCUGCCCUGAUUCAGAGCUGGAGGUGAGCUGUCAGCCUUUGCAGGAAGAGGCAAAGGUGCCACUGAACACCCACUCACAAGCUGUCAGCACUGGGCACCAAGAGACGGACGCUCUCCCUGAUCCAGCCCACUCAGAGAACAACAACGCAGAGAUCGUUGAGGCUUCACAGUCUCUUUCCGGUGGUUCAUCCCACCAUGACCUGAGCACCUCACCAGAGCAAAACUGCACCGUCACGCCCGAGAAAUCCCCUCCCAGGGCGGCCGAGACAGCACCAGCCUGCAACGCGUCACCUGGACCAGAUGAGACCAUCACUCAAAGUGGGAGCCCCCAGCCGACCAGUGACGACCGCCGAGGAGGAGGAGGAGGAGGAGGAGGAGAGAAGAGAGAAGAGGCCGACUCGACAACAGGCAACAUGAAUUUUACAAAGAGCCUGAGCCAGGACCAGCUAGCAGACAGAACAGGAGCGGAGGACAGCACGAGCCUACUGCCUGUGUUGGUGGAAGAGGAGGAGGGAGUGCAGGACACAACUGAGGCACCAGCAGUAGCGAUCAGCAUGGCAGGGACCGACAGGCUCGCCGGCAGCGGAGCGACUCCCCUCUCUGAUGGUAACUCCCCUCAGUCUGUGACUGGUCCGACCGUCCCACGCACCGGCCAGUCCAGGAGCGGCGUGGAGGGCGCAGCCUCUGACACGAGCCAAUCAGACGACAGUACUGCAGGGGGGCAGGUGGCCUCUGGAGCCAGAAAGGACUCCCUGUCCCUUCGCAGCAAAAAUAAAAGGGAACUGGAGCUGUCGCGUAGCAUGGAGGCCAUCGAGGAGCACAAGGUGCAGGAGGACCUGAGUGAGACCAGCAUGACCACCGAGAAGGAAACUGAGACGUCGGUGAUUUCUGACACCAGUGACUCCUACAGAGAGGACAGCAACAGCUUGUCACCAACUGACAAGGAAAUUGAGACGGAGUUCCAGCGUCUGUCGCUGGGCUUCAAGUGUGACAUGUUCACCCUGGAGAAGAGGCUGCGGCUGGAGGAGCGGUCCCGGGACCUGGCCGAGGAGAACGUCCGCAGGGAGGUGUCCAGCUGCCAGGGCCUGCUGCAGGCACUGAUCCCUCUGUGCGAAGAUGACAACCAGUCCAUGGAGAUCAUCCAGAGGCUCCAGAAGAACCUGGAUAUCCUCAUCCAGUCCAUGACCAGGGUGUCCAGCCGCUCCGAAAUGCUGGGAGCCAUUCACCAGGAGAGUCGUAUCGGCAAGGCGGUGGAGGUGAUGAUCCAGCACGUGGAGAACCUGAGGAGGAUGUACACCAAGGAGCACGCAGAGCUGCUCGAGCUGCGAGAGGCCCUCAUGCAGAAUGAGCGGUCCUUCGGCUCGCAAACCGAAAGAGAUGACUUCAGAGGCAAGAAGCCAUCGUCAUCACAGUACUACAAGACUUCAGCCCGGCGGGUUAGUAUCGCAGCGAUCCCGCGCUCCAGUGGAGGCAACACAAUCUUUGACAUGUCCAAAACACAAGACACCUCAGAUGCCGAGACAGAGAGACUGACCAGGAGAUCUCCCUGGAGUAUGGCAGGAAAGAGCACGGCGCGCCCUCCACUAAAGCGCUUUGUUAGCUCUGCGGCCUGGGUGGACGCUGAAGAGACCUCUCUUGUGAUGAAGGGGACAGCCUGCGACACCGAAUCCCAGUCAGAGGAGGAGCGGAAGGAGGAGCCGGAGGUACAGAGGAGGAAGUCCAGUCUCACUGAGCUGGGCAACAUGCUCACCUCUCUCAUUCUGCCCCAAAAGACUCCCAGCCCAGCUUCCAGCCCCACGGUUUCUGACCCAGUAAUGACCCCGUCUCUGUCCCAGAGCCUGACGUCUUCCCGGGCAGCCGCGGCAGCAGCGGUAGCCAGAGGUGGCAGGGGACUCUGGCUGUGGUUGGCCAUGGUGGUGGUACUGGCAGGUCUCCUGGCUCUGCUGGCCAGCCUGGUGAUGCAGCCGGCAGUGGAUGCUGCCCCUGUGGGGACUGGGGACUCCUGGAUGACCAUCCAGCAGCUGCUGUGGCCCUACACAGGGCUGCGGCACAACGGACAGCCCCCCGUCUAGCCCCUGAGACCCGGGGUGGAUGGUGCAACCACACAUCAGCCCACUGUGGGGAUUGUCUGCACAGUGGGAUGAUGAUGAGUGUGGUGGUGGUGAUGAAGACAACAGCGUAACACUCCUGAGUUGGAGGGUGUUUGCAUGUUUACUGGUGCCUGAAGUUACCCAGACAGACUCGCUGACAGCACAGGCCAGGCCUCAGGGGAUAGUCAACCCUAUGGAGGAUUUUAUGCGUCACAUCACGUUUGCUAAAUUAGUUAGUGUGUGUGUGUAUGUGUGUGUGUGUGUGUCUGUGUGAAAAGACGAGCACUCAAGUGGCGGCAACCAGUGUGUGUUCUGUUGGGCUGGUCAACAUCCUGACGGCACGGUUAUGCAGUUUUCCUGUUGGUGCUGCCGGCACACUCGACCCAGAUACAACACAAUCUGGAAACGGCGACUGACCAGGUGUCACAGGUGGUGCAGUGUUGACCAAUCGUAUCACAGAAGCAUGAGAAUAAUGGCAUUGAACCGACCACUCACGGACUGGACUGCAGCACAUAAUUUAUUUAUGGACGUCAUGGACGUUGGCUCAGAUUGUGCCACAUGGAUAUUUAAGCACAUUUCAUUAUUAUGGAUACUGAAGAAAGCACUUGAGGUUACAGGGACUGCCAGCCUUUUAAUAGGAUUAUUUUACAUGCAUUUCCUCAUUGGUUACAGGAAAUAAUUUUUUAACUUAAACUCUACAAACACUGAUAAUAAAACUUUCAUUUUAAAUGCUUUUAAAUGUUUUUGAAAUUUAAUUCUAUUUAUAACUUUGUUAGUUUUGAGUGGGAAAAUGUGAACUUGUUUAUUUUUUUGUUAAGUUAUAAAUCUACAUCGUUAAAGUCUUAACACCAAAGGGUUUUUAUUUUCUUCUUCAGUUCUUGCUGUGGUGAUCACCGUUUUCAACUUCAUAAACUUUUGUAUGUUCCAAAGAAGGUGCGUGAAUCUUUGCACAAAUAAAGUAGCCAACUCUACAAGA